Otolemur garnettii (small-eared galago) is the source of this 994-nucleotide messenger RNA. RefSeq names its product microtubule-associated serine/threonine-protein kinase 4-like. Bases 302 to 994 code for a protein of 230 amino acids. The record is from RefSeq and is a predicted model, not a curated record. Lineage: Eukaryota; Metazoa; Chordata; Mammalia; Primates; Galagidae. The transcript has 4 exons.
GCCGCAGUCCCGGCGGCUCCGGCGCGGCGCGGGAGCACUGUGGAGCGCAGAGCGCGGACCGGAGCGGGCAUGUCCCUGCGCACGGGAGUCCUCGUCGGCCGCUGGGCCCCGGGGGCUGCUAACUUGGCGGCGGGCUCCUGCGGCCCCGCCGCGGCCAUGUAGUCGCCGGCGGGGCUCCCUGCAGCCCGGGAGCGGCAGCGCGAGUGAGCCGGAGCCCAGCAGCCCGCGGCUUCCCCUCGAGGCGCUGAGCGCGCGUCGCGCCCCUCCGCCGCUCGGACGGCACUUUGGGUCCGAGAGGGAAAUGGGGGAGAAAGUUUCGGAGGCGCCGGAGCCGGUGCCCCGCGGCUGCAGCGGCCGCGGAGCCCGGACUCCCGCUCCUGCGCCUGUCGCCGCGUCGUCGCCGGGUCCUUCUCUGGCGGAGUCCUCCUCAGGCUCAGAAACUCUGUCGGAAGAAGGGGAGCCCGGCGGCUUCUCCCGCGGGCAGCAGCCGCAGCCGCAGCCGCCGCCGGGCGGCGCCCUGGACGUCCGCCUGGCCGCCGCGUGGGCUCCCGCGCGCGUGCUGCUCGAGCCCGGAGCCCCUGCGCCGCCGCCGCCGCCCCCCGAAGGAGCUGCGCCGCCGGCGCCCCGGGGCAGCAGCGCGUCCCAGGAGGAGCAGGACGAGGAGCUCGACCACAUACUGUCCCCUCCACCCAUGCCAUUUCGGAAAUGCAGCAACCCAGAUGUGGCUUCUGGCCCCGGAAAAUCGCUGAAGUAUAAAAGACAGCUGAGUGAGGAUGGGAGACAGCUGCGGCGAGGGAGUCUGGGAGGAGCCCUGACUGGGAGGUACCUCCUUCCAAACCCAGUGGCGGGACAGGCCUGGCCAGCCUCGGCGGAGACGUCCAACCUCGUGCGCAUGCGCAGCCAGGCCCUGGGCCAGUCAGCGCCCUCGCUCACGGCCACCCUGUUGGUGUUUGUGGAUGUGCACUGUGCGUGGGACAUUGCUCAGUCUGACUGA